Dromaius novaehollandiae (emu) is the source of this 9156-nucleotide messenger RNA. It is a transcript of the gene SRRM4, whose product is annotated as serine/arginine repetitive matrix 4. Gene Ontology annotation, biological process: mRNA processing; regulation of RNA splicing; neuron maturation. Gene Ontology annotation, cellular component: nucleus. The transcript is spliced from 13 exons. The coding region runs from base 9 to 2435 and encodes 808 amino acids. The record is from RefSeq and is a predicted model, not a curated record. Lineage: Eukaryota; Metazoa; Chordata; Aves; Casuariiformes; Dromaiidae. Gene Ontology annotation, molecular function: mRNA binding.
GGCCGGCCAUGGCGAGCGUGCAGCAGGGCGAGAAGCAGCUCUUCGAGAAGUUCUGGCGCGGCACCUUCAAGGCCGUGGCCACGCCGCGCCCCGAGAGCAUCAUCGUGGCCAGCAUCACGGCCCGCAAGCCGCUGCCCAGCAGCGGGACGCUCAGCUGCCUGUCGUGCCCUGCGGAGGACAGACGUCCUGAAAAGCCAAGUGGCAAUGCAUCCAAGGAGGCCUCCACCGCCAACGGUUGUGUGAAGGGGAAGGAGAGACGCGACCAUGCUCGCCACCGGUCACGCAGCCGCUCAUGCGAGGGGCAGCGCACGCCGCCGCCACCACCGGCCCGGGGGAAGAAAAAGAAGAAGAAAUCCGGCCGCAAGAAGCGAAGGAGGUCCCCCUCCUACAGCCCCUCGCCCGUGAAGAAGAAGAAGAAGAAGAGCGCGAAGAAACGAAAAAGAAACAGGUUAUCUUCAAAGAAGAGAAGACACAGUUCUUCAAGCCCCAAAAGUAAGAGAAAGGAAGAAAGAAAACACAAAAAACACUCUCAUGGGCGGCCCCGGAAAUCUCAUCGCCAUCGCCACCGCCACUCUCGCUCAGAGAGCUCCGAUUCCCACUCCCCUAACUGCCGAAGCAGGCACAGGGCCAGGUCUCGGGAGGAAGGGCGUAAAACACGGCGAAGACGCUCCCGGCAUCGUUCAAAGAGCACUGCAAAGCGAAGCUCCUCUGCAGAGGUUCAGGCCAGCCAAAAAGCCAGCCAAACCCUCCCACUCUACAGCUUCCUGUCUCCCAAGGAAGUAAUCUCUCAGUCAGGGUCUUCUGCUGACCUCUUUACCAAAACAGACAGCCCGCUUGGCAACCUAGCCAGCCAGAACGGAGAGUAUCAUGAAUAUGACUCAGGAAACGAUACUUCCUCCCCUCCCUCCACUCAAACGAGCUCCUCCAGGUCAAAGGACAGCCAGGAGAAAAGAAGUCUAGUCCAUGAUGGCUUUGGCCAUGCCUUCUCGUCCGGGAAGCCCAAACUGGCCAACAGCGAUAACAGCUCUGAUUCAGGAAAUUCCUUCACCAGUUGCUUUUCCCAGAGCAAGGGAACAGCUUUGGAAAAUCUAUCUCCAGAUGCCCAGGGACAAGACCGAAGGGCGGCUCACCGCUGGGCUAACCCCAGUUCAGAACCAGGGCACGUCUCCUGGAGCCGGAGGAAUUCCUGCAGCCUCGUGCAAAGGCGAUGGGACGCUCACACUCGCUUCCCGCCCGUGCAGCUCCACGGCCAGGCCGGGAUCACGUGCCUUUGCCCUGCCACGCUCCACCUUUUCCCUGCUCCAGGAUUUCUCCCCGCCUUGCUCCCCGCCCAAGGGCCUGUACAGCUCACUGGCCUGGCCCACGCUCUGCCAACCAGACACAUCUGCUGUGUUGGUCGUGGAGCAGAAGAUCUGCCAUCCAGCAGGACCACAGGAGAAGGCACCAACGCCACCUUACACCUCUCCCACAGCCUGUCCCUGGCACCAGCCUGGAGGGUGGCUCUUGUGCCACGACCCAUGCAAUGUGUCUCCUGCAGCAGGAACUUAGGAAGCUGGGAGGUUUUUUAUCCCCAGGUGGGGAACGGGAGGACGGGAGUACUGCUAGCUGAAGCGUGGUGCUCCCCACGGCCAGGGACUGGUCCCAGCUCAACCACAGCCUCAGUGGCUGUCCAAACGUAUGUUUGCAGAGGGUGCCUGUCUCUGUAUCUUGGCUGCUCGGAGAAGAAGCGAAGCUUCCUCACGUCCCCAGCCCACAGCUCCCCGCUGAGGCCGAGCUCCCGCAGCGAGUCGUCCGGCAGCACGGGCAGGUCCUCCCCCGGCUCCAGCCGCUCCAGCCGCUGCCGCUCCUUGCACCGCAAGGCCUCCCCCAGGUACUCCCGAAGCAGAUCCUGCUCUUCAGGGAAGAGGUCUUAUUCACGUUCCCCCAGCUAUUCGUCCAAGUCCUGCAGAAAAAGUCCUGGGAGCAGGAGCUCAAGGCCUCGUCGGAGCCCCAGUUACUCCCGCUACAGCCCUGGCAGAGACCGUGAGAGAGAGCACAAGUACGGCUCCAGUGAGAAGGAGUCGCACAGGGAGCGUGACCGGAGGCGGCGACAGAGGUCCUAUUCGCCCCUGAGGAAACGCAGGAGAGAUUCUCCCAGCCACCUGGAAGCUCGGCGCAUCACAAGUGCCCGCAAACGCCCCAUCCCCUACUACCGGCCCAGUCCGUCCUCCUCCAGCAGCGCCAGCAGCUACUCCUCCUGGUACAGCAGCUUUAGCCGCUCCCCGAGCCGGAGCCGGAGCCGGAGCUACUCCAGCUACCGGACGAGCCGGAGCCGAAGUUGGAGCAGCAGCAGCGACAACGGCAGGAGCCGCAGCCGGAGUUCAGGCCCCAGAAGCAGCCGCAGCAGGAGCAAGAGCUCUGACUCAGGAGGCAGCUCCGACAGCCUCCGUCGCUAGGGAGUGCCGGCGACGGCUCGCACGCCGACGUUGUCUCCAGAUUCCUGGCAUUCUCCACUUCCUUCCCACCUACCUGGCCAUCGAUAACAAUCAUCCCCGAUCCUGAUGUGGUGGCAGUGCCGGGUCUCCCGUCCGCAGUUCAGAGUAAGAGCCCUCGUGCGCCCGGCGCAACCCCACGAGGAGGCAGGAUCCUUCGUGGCCUCGCAGAGCGUGGGGGACGUCCCCGCUCCCCGGGCCAGCGCCAGAAGGAGGGUCAAGGCUCUACAGAGGGUCUCUAAUGGCAGACCUGCUCCACCCACCCCAUCGUUGUCCUUUCUCCAAGCACUAGCAGUUGGUCCAAAAGAGAGCAUUUAGCUGCUUGCUUUUCUCCUGCCAAACCAAGAGCCAGCAAAAUAAUUUCCAUGGGAGGGAGAGUCACGGUUAGGGAGGAAUUGGCUGGAAGGCUUUGGUGAUGCGUGGGGGUGAGCCUGUCUCUGCUAAGGCAAAUACCAGGGCCCUUGGGUUUCUCCUCCAGAGUUUCUGCCCGCUCUGCAGCAGGCCUCUGCCAUGAGAGAUAAUUUAUUUGUUGCCAGUCAGCCAGUCCCUGCUAUAAAUAGAAGGCUAGAAAUCCCUCCUGACGUGAUUCCUGCAGAAAAGCAAGCUACCCCCUUCCCCCUGUCCUUUCCUCCCAGGCGUGGGUUCGUCUGUCAGCGGGUCGUGUUUUGUUCCCCUGCCCGCGCUGCGACUCGCUCGUGAGCGCGCUGCGGAGGUCCGAUGCAGACGCGGGGCUGGUGGGGUGCAGCGGGAGCGGGGAGCCGGCACCGCACGGCGCUCUGAGGGGCGGGUGCAGCGCAGAUGUUGGAGUCGUGGGGCCCGGGUUGGGUUUGCUGUCUUGGAGGACCCCUCUUGCAGUUUGGGGGUUGUUUGUUUGGUUUUUUAAGGGGAUCCUUGCCGGGGAGCUGCGCAUGGCUGGUGGCACCGCAGGGAGAGAGGACGCUGGGUUAAUCCCAGCAAGACGCCCUAGCUGAGGGGUGUAGCACGAGCAACUCAGCACCCUCGUCUGCAGCCGCCCAGCCGCCCCCACCCCGGGGGCUGCGGACGGGGCCAGCUCUCCCCGUCCUGCCCAGGCAGGCCAGCAGCACGCCGCGCUCGGGGCAGAGGCAUCGCGCCCCGGGUUUGUGCCGGUCGGCGCAAAGGCAGAGGGGUGUCCCCGGGGCUGAGGCCAUCCUGCCACGGGGCACGUUUGUCCUCUGCGUCCUCUACGCUGCUGCAGCAGGGGCUGGCGAGAGCCGCUUCGGCGAGCCGGGGUGCACAGGGUUAAGAGCAUGUUGCACGAGCCAGGGGAUCGCAACUUCCCUCUCUGGCAACAGGCAGCAAUUUUAAGCAGCACCAGGGGGAUUUCAGGAAAUCAUUUUGCCUUGAGGCUGUCAGGUGCCCCUCAAAGGCCGGAUUAGCAGGCGGAGCAGCCCGGGCGCUCCCUCCCCGUCUGCCCGCAUAAGGCAAGGGGAUGUUUUCCAUUGCUCGCGCUGCACGCAGCCGGAAGGACUCCGGUCCCAGCUCCAGCCAUGGGGCUAUGGAGCAGUCCGUCGGCCCCUCCGCCUUCCCGCCCUCCCAAUGCUCUUCCCUGGGCGCAGAGCUGCGGCAGGGAGCACCCGCGCUCCCGGGGCCUCGGCGGGAGGAUGGCGCAGGACCAAGGGGGGCUCCGCUAAUGGCCCAUUUUUCCAAGGAGCCGCUCGCUGCCCUGGGCCCCGCGUUUUUGUCUCCCUGCCAGCGCUGCCAGCCCAGCUGGCUGGGCAAUUACUGUGUUUCGCAGGGUAACAAAGGCUUCUCCCCGCACAGGCUGAGCUGGUGCUGAGGAGUUUCUUUCUCUUACAACACCUGGGUGCUUAGAGAAGCUAAUUUGGGAUUAAGCCUGCCCUCCCUCCCUUUUUCCAUCCCCUCCCCUUCCAUCCGGCAUGCUUAUUAACGAGCUGGAGUUAAUGAGUCAAGGAGGUGUGUCCUUUAAGUGUCACAAAAAAGGGCUAAGUGGAGGCGGCAUCUGCAAGAGGAGAAGGAGGGGGGCAUGGAGAGCUGCAAGAGGAGAAGGAGGGGGGCAUGGAGAGCUGCAAGAGGAGAAGGAGGGGGCAUGGAGAGCUGCAAGAGGAAAAGGAAGGGGGUAUAGAGAGCUGCAAGCUCACCCGCUACAGCACUACCUGCAGCCCCCGGGGCUGCUGGCACAGGUAAACGGGCUAAGCUGUGCGCGGAGGAAGGCCAGGGGCAACGUGUUGUUCUCAUGGAUCUGAAUUCCCUCUCACCAAGCGUGUAAGCACGUGUUGUCUGUUAGCAAGCACAGCAGUGUGUGUUGCACGUGUACCUGGGCAGUGCAAGAGGCGGUUUUAUGCUGGGGGUCCCUGUCUGCAGGUAGCCUACCCCUGCUGAUCCCCUGGGCUCGUGCCUUCAGCCCCGAGAGCCCCCUUUUCCCCAGGCUCAUCGCCUGCUGCCUCGCUCUGUGCAGGUGAUCUGAGGCUGAGGGCAGCAGUGUGUGGCUGCAUGUGUGUGUACACACACGUCACCGUUCAGGGUUGCUGCUGAGGUUGGUGGCUUCAGGAGGCCACGUGGCCGAGUCCCAGGAGGCCACCCUCCCCAUGUGGAAACGACCGCUCUUGGCAGGGCCGAGGAAACCGUUUAAGGCUGUGAUUGAGGGCUCAGAAGUGGGUGUUUGCUGGGUUGUGAAGCACUCGUAUAGGCAGCAGUGGGGUGCCGGCUGCCCAGGGCACCCCGCUGCCAGUGGUCUUCUGCAGCAAGGUCCCUUCCCUGUAAAGGGGAAACCUUGUGCUUCUCCCCCAAAGAGUCUCCCCCAGCUUGAUCUCCAAACACCCUGUCCUUCCGCUCCCUGGGAAGACCUGAUCACGCUGGCUGGACACCAAAACCCAGACCCCAAAUCUAGUGAUUUUACAGGAGUAGCCUCGUGCCCCUUAGCACCCCCGACACGCAUGCGCACCUGCAGCAGCGAAGCAGAGAGCCAGGUGGAGAAAAGAAAAGAAGCAGCUUUGCGGAACUGGUGUAAAUAUCAAGACACAGCGUUGAGCUGAGUCCCCUGUUGACGGGGACAGGCGAACAAGGCACCACGUCAAGGGGAGCAGCGUGCGUCGAUCAUGGGAAAGGAGCUGACGCCAAGGGCUGCGCUGGGCUUACGGCAGCUCUGUGCCAGGCGUGCUGCUCCGCGCUUGCAGCACUGCCUCCGAUCGUGCAGUCCACGGCAGCUAAACUCUCCUGGGGUUUCCCGGUCAGACUUGUAUUGGAGUACACCUCUUAACUUAUUUAUUUAUUAUUAUUAUUAUUAUUCUAUUUUUAAUUGUAUGUCAGAAUGGAUGCAAGUGGUUGCCGUUAACAGUAUUUAUUUAUUCUAUUUUUUGGGGGAACAAUAAGUUAUUUUUGGAUCUGUUUGUUUGUUUGAAUGUAUCCAUGCCACUGUUCAUGCCUGAAGGUUUACAGCACUGGCCCGCGAACGGCAUGAGCCCUGUGUCCCUGGGGAAGGGGCAGCAGCUCCUGGUGCAGCCUGCGGCAGGGCGCUGCCUGGAUGUGUGCGUCCAGCUGCGCUCCCCGGAGCAAGGUGGAAAGCGUGUGAUGGUCCGAGGGAUGCAAGGGAGAGGGUGUUUUGUUGUUUUGUUGUUUGUUUUUCCUGUUAAAAACCUAGGGUUUGUCAUUAGAUUUGUACUGGAAACCGAUGGCUGUGAACAGAGGUUCUGGGCUCUCGCGGAGGAAACGGCAAGAGCCCCGCGGCUUCCUCCGCCUCUCCCGCCGAGCGCACGAGCGAAGGGGAUUUGCAGCGCUGCGACGGGAAGUCGCGCCCGGCCCGUGCUCGUGGCAGCGCUCCGCAGGUGCCAGCUGGCUGCCGCCGCUGUUUCCCUUGGCUCCUCGAGCCAGGGCACAGCCCGAAACCGAGCUCCUCCGAAAGGCGCUGCUGGUUUCCCUGGGAAGAUGCCGUCGCUAGGACUUCCCUGUGUUUGUUGUGGAGGGACGACCCACGCCUGAAAACCUACCGACGCGAGAGCGUGGGAGAGCAAUCGGUCCUGGAAACGCUUGCAAAAUCAGAUCUCCGGUGACAGGACCUAACCAAGUCUCUGCGUGUAUGUGUCUGUAUAUGUGUGUCUGUAUACGUAUAUGUGCAUGUUUAUAUGUGCAUAUACAUAUAUAUUUCCCUCAGUGGUGGUAUUUAUUUUUUUAAUUUAUUUAAGAUUUUCAGUACAAUCUGGAACAUUGUCCUCCCUGUCAGUUGACAAUUGGAUUUUCUGUCAGUCUGUGAGAAGCCCGUGAGCUUUUCUGUCUCUGUGCCUUUUGCCAGUGCUUUUUUUUUUUUCCUUCUUCCUCUUUUUUUAAUGUUGUUUUGCUCAUUCGUUGCUUUUAAGGAAUUUUUGCUCUACAUCUGGCACCUCAGAUUGCUGCUGCCGCUCUCCGCAGAGAGCGGCUUUCCUCCGGCGGAAACGCGAUGUGGUCACUUCACUGUAUGCAGGUCACUGCUCCCUUGAGGCUGGCCAGUUGCUCCUGAGGGCUUUUCUUUCCUCAUUCAUGAGGGCUGCCUCCUGCCCACAGUUUUGUUUCCAUCCCCCCAAAUGCCCUGGUUGCCUUGCUGUGGUGGAGCACGAGACCCAGCGCUCCUGAUGUGCAGCACAGCUCAGCUCCUGGGUGUUGCUCUCCAGGCCCCCCCGGGCGCUGCAGAGACCAUCGUUCAGCUCCAGAUAUCCCCCAGGAACCUGGAGUCACUGGGGCCGCUCUCCCCGCUGGCUGGACCCCACCUUGUCCCGCUACUCGAGUGCGGCUAGUUUCCCCACUCCCAAACCAAGCUCGGAGGCCAGGCUCCAGCAAACCCAGCACAGUCUCUGCAGCUUUGAAAAGCAAGGAUAAGGGGUAUUUCCAAGCACUGUUGUGUACUUCUUUUCCUCAAAGGUUACAGCACUUGGUUGUUCUUUGCUUUAUACCGAUUGCAACUUUUUUCAAUGUUUUUUGUUGUUUCGGGGACUUAAGUUGUACCAAACUGUUGUCUGCAAUAGCCAAUUGAUGUUAUUUUGCUAUGCAUUGUACAUAUUGAAAAGGCUGAGAGGACUUAGCCUGUUAUUUAAUAUUUAUUUCUUCUAUUUAUUGAGCAUUACUUAAAGCUGUUUGGGUCUUGCCACUGGGUCCAUGGAGAUAGGAGUCUUUCAUAACAAAGUGAGGUGUUGCCAUAUACGCUGGAGAGAGGUUAUCAGAGAGGCAAGUUACUCUGGCAUCUGCCAGAAAGGAGGCAUCUGGCAGGCAAAUGAGGCUUACAUGGGGCUCAACCACCAGUAAUUUAGGGAGAAACCUCAUUUAAAUGGAUAUGAACAGAGCAGGGGAAAAUCCUCCAUCUCUUUGCACCAGUUUCUGUUAACAAAUCGCAGUUCCUCGGAAAGGUGCUAGGCAUUUGGAAGCGGCAGGCCAGCCUGCAGCUGAGGCACUGCUGGAGAGCGUGAACUUGCUCUUCAUCCUCCGUGCCGUACAGCACAGCCUGGAUCACCAAAGAUCCCCCCGAGAUCUCUGAUCUCUCCCCACUGAUCCCCUCGUGGCUCUUGGUGGUCAUUGUGGGGAAAGGGGAGGAUUACCGCCCCUUCAUCAGCGCAAGGAAGAGCUCAGGGAAGGCAGAGUGCCUUGCCUCAGUGGCACAGCACGCUUCUACCAGGCGCUGAAGCAAGGCCCCGGGAUGUCCACCCCACCGCCUCCUGGAGCCGUUCUUCCUUGUGUUGUGCCCUGCUUUGCUUCUUUCCCAGGCCUUUCCCCAAAAGCGAGAUCGGGCAAGGUGGCCAUGCCAGGACUGGAGCUUUCCUCGGGCUUCCUCACCCUGGUUUGAAACAAGGCACGGGAUGCACUAGAAAUGUAAGCUGUUUCAGUGCAACUUCACUGAAACCACGGUCGCUGCCGUGACAGCUGGAGUGGGACACGCUUGCCCUUCCAGGCCGGGUGCCAAGGUUCAGCUCCCUUCCAGCGCUCGGGAAGCAACUGGGGUGGCAAGUGUGCUGAGCUCCUCCUGGGUGGCUGCCAGGAGCCGGGGGGGGGGGGCUCAGCCUUCUGUGAAAUCAGGCUAUUCAUUUGAACAAGAGAUGGAUUUAGGUGCCUAACUGAAGACUUUGCCCUUUAGUGUCCAGUGGGUUUUAUUACUUCUUUACUAGAGAAUAAAUAAUUCCUAUGACUUUUGCUGCUACCUGGAAGUUUGCACGUGACCAGGAGGCUCUUGGAAGCACUGGUGCUUCCACUGUUGUAGUCAAAGCUUUGUCCUGAAACGUCCUGCUUGUCGUCUUAGGAGGCAGCAGGUGGUUUUCUCUAGAAGCCCUUGGUUACUGGUGCAAGGAUGUCACCUCCAGAGGUCCGGGGCACCGAAUCUCACGUGGGAAAGCUGAGUUAUUGACUUUUGGGCUAUUCCUCAGAGAACAAUAUCCUGAACCUCCUCAGCCCGGGAUCCUCAGGGCCCCAGUGGCAGGUCUCCACGUGUGAAUGCCAGGAACUGGGAAGACUUAGAACGAAGCAAAGACAGGAGAAAAGCCGCUAGGGAAAUGGUGUCUCUGUUCUUGCCUGUGGGUCAAUUCCUUACCAAAUUAUACCGGCACAUCUGUUCAUUUGACUGCAUUGUAAAACUACCUUCGAUCUCCAUUGAAACACAUACUGUAUUCUUUAGUCUUCCUGAGGUAUUUAAGUUGUUAGCCUGUUUAGAAAAAGGGUCCAAAUAAAGGUUCAGACAGUAUUUAGUUCUCGC